UUUACCGAUAAGCAUUACACGACAGCAUUAUUGCGGUGAUUAAAAUCACCUACUGUAAAAUCACCAUACUAUAAAAUGCUACGUGGCAUCAGCGAAGCGAGGGUUGAGACGGGAGCAAGUUGGAACGACCUUGAAAGCAGGUGAGUGAUGAUGCCACGUAGCAUUUUAGAGCUUGGACACACAGGGCGGUUGUAACCGAGCGGUUGCAACCGCUCGGUUACAUUUUCAAUGAUAGCCUAUGGAAUCGUUCACAUGUAACCGCGGCGGUUUGGUAACCGCGGCGGAACCGACGGGGACCCCGCAACCGCGCGGUUGGCCAGCGUGUCGAGAUACAUACAGACAUAUUACAUCGCACACACAGGGCGGCGCGCCACUCGGUUUGAAGGCAUUGGGCGACGCUAUUGGUUGUGCGCCAGCCAAUGAGAUAACACGACGUGCGUUACUAUGGCAACCUUGGGCUUUGCCUGAUGAAUCACGUUAGGUAAUACCACUCAGUCACUGCAGUACUGCUGAGGUAGACGUUAUGGAGCGGGAUCAUUUUGAUACGGAUUUAUUUAUCAAUGAGAUAGAAAAACGCCCAUCAAUAUGGGACAUGAAAUCUCCCCACUACAAGGACAGGGUGAUGAAGAAAAAACACUGGGAAGAGGUCGCUGACAUUUUCUGUCCUGACGGAGAAAUCAAGGAAAAACAGAAUGUAGUUAUGAUGGCGAGUGAGGUGUCUGCUCCGGUUGGUCCCAGAACCCAUGCUGUGUUGGCGAUAGGAUGCUGUUGUAUUGGAGGUGGAGAGCAAAGCACAGCUAGAUCCAGCAGGUGUAGGCAUGUCAGGCAAUCAAGAAGCAGAGCAGGAGGUGGUAACAGGUGAAGAGGGCAGCAUGAAGCAGUACGUUUUGCUCCGUCAUUCAGCCACACGCUGCUGUGGUUGAGUCAUCCCUCCUAUCCUCACCUCAACUAGAGUCAAGCCAGCAAAGCCACUGUCCAUAUUCUGUCAGCAGUGCAGCCCACAUCACUGCAUUCUCCCUGUCCAGCCCUCAACAUCAUUACAUCUCCUUGUCUACUGCUGGUCCCAACAGAUGACACACAAGCAGGGCAGGUCUAGCAGUUCCUCAGAUGCUGGAGAUCUAAGAAGGCAUCCUCACCGAGAUGAGGAACAUGAGGGGUUCAGUGGAUAUGUUCAGUGACCAACUGGAUGUAAGAAGCUUACUUUCAUCACCUGCAUGGAGUGCUGAAAGUCAUAGGCAGAAAUUGCUGUCAAGAAAGAUUAAUUAGAAGACCAUUUUGUUUGUGUCUAAUGUAUGAUUAUUCUCUUACUUUUAGAUUGAUUGAUUGAUUGAUUGAUACAUUUAUUGUUGUAUUAAUAAUGAAAUAUAGCAAAGGAGGAGGAUGGACCUUGCCACCCAUCCCCUGGGCAAAGACUUAAGGGUAGAGUAUCAAAAAUAUAAAAAUAUAAUAUGCAUUACAAGAAUAUAAGUAAAUAAAUAAAUACAGAUAUUGCA
This is a messenger RNA of Scylla paramamosain (green mud crab), 1493 nucleotides long. RefSeq lists its product as uncharacterized. The coding region runs from base 524 to 862 and encodes 112 amino acids. The record is from RefSeq and is a predicted model, not a curated record. Lineage: Eukaryota; Metazoa; Arthropoda; Malacostraca; Decapoda; Portunidae. The transcript has 4 exons.